Messenger RNA from Truncatella angustata, 1149 nucleotides. Its product is annotated as S-adenosyl-L-methionine-dependent methyltransferase. The record is from RefSeq and is a predicted model, not a curated record. Gene Ontology annotation, cellular component: endoplasmic reticulum. The transcript is spliced from 2 exons. Gene Ontology annotation, biological process: ergosterol biosynthetic process. Gene Ontology annotation, molecular function: sterol 24-C-methyltransferase activity. Bases 1 to 1149 code for a protein of 382 amino acids. NCBI's taxonomy places the organism in Eukaryota, Fungi, Ascomycota, Sordariomycetes, Amphisphaeriales, Sporocadaceae.
AUGGCCAGCAACGCCAGAAAGGUCGAGCUCGAGAAGCAGGACAGGGAGCGUGAUGCCGCCUUCAACAAGGCCAUGCACGGCAACUCCGCCCAAGCUGCCGGUGGUAUGCGUGCCAUGUUCGCCAAGGGUUCCGAUGCGAAGAAGGCUGCCGUUGACGAGUACUUCAAGCACUGGGACAACAAGGCAGCCAAGGACGAGACGGAGGAGGACCGCAAGGCGCGCACAGCCGAGUACGCAACCCUGACUAGACACUACUACAACCUGGCGACCGACUUGUACGAGUACGGUUGGGGCCAGUCCUUCCACUUCGCCCGUUACUCCCACGGCGAGACCUUCCACCAGGCCAUUUCGCGACACGAGCACUACCUGGCGUACAGGAUCGGCAUCAAGGAGGGCAUGAGAGUGCUGGACGUGGGCUGCGGUGUCGGCGGACCUGCUCGUGAGAUUGCCAAGUUUACUGGCUGUCACGUUACCGGUUUGAACAACAACGACUACCAGAUCGAGCGCGCUACCAACUACGCCCACAAGGAGGGUCUGUCAGACCAGCUCUCGUUCGUCAAGGGUGAUUUCAUGCAGAUGGAUUUCCCCGACAACAGCUUUGAUGCUGUCUACGCCAUUGAGGCCACCGUCCAUGCCCCUGAGCUCUCUGGUGUCUACAGCGAGAUCCAACGUGUCCUGAAGCCCGGAGGCAUCUUUGGUGUCUACGAGUGGCUCAUGACCGACAACUAUGACAAUGACAACAUCCACCACCGUGAGAUUCGUCUUGGAAUCGAGCUGGGCGAUGGCAUCUCCAACAUGGUUAAGGUGUCAGAGGGUAUCGAGGCUAUGAAGAUUGCAGGCUUCGAGCUGCUCCACCAUGAGGAUCUGGCAGACCGCCCUGACCCUUUCCCCUGGUACUGGCCUCUGGCUGGUGAGUGGAAGUACAUGCAGAGUAUCUUUGACAGUUUCACCAUCGCAAGAAUGACCAAGUGGGGACGAUGGACAGCGCAUCGUUUCACUGGUCUGCUCGAGGUGAUCAAGCUGGCACCUGCGGGCACUCAGAAGACAGCAGACAGCUUGGCGGUGGCGGCAGACUGCCUCGUUGCUGGUGGUCGGGAGAAGCUAUUCACGCCGAUGUACCUGAUGAUCGGCAAGAAGCCCGAGAACUAG